UCUCUCUCUCUCUCUCUCUCUCUCUCUCUCUCUCUCUCUCCAUGCGCUGUUUCUGCCAGUCAGAGAGAAGACAGUGGAAAGACAAGCUUGUGUUUCGUUUUGCAACUCCUGCAUUUGACCGACAUUCUUCAGUGAAUCAGCGCCAGUCAAAUCUAAAGGCUGAAAUAUCAUCAUUUUCCAGAAGAGCCAUUAGAGACAUCUUUGUCAACUCAAACCAAAUGUAAAAUAUUUGGUGAAGUGAAAUGGAGUAUAAUUCAUGAGAUGACAUUUUGCCCUUGGAAUCAUCAGCUGAAGACCCAUCUCUGCACAGAUCCUACACAGGACAAACACACGGUGUAUAGGCAACACCAGGAGGAAACACAGGAUAUAUUUCUAACUAUAAAUGGCCUCAGGACCCUGCAGGUGUCUUUGAGUUUGCCAAAAGAAGCAGUCCAACAUGAGUGUCCCAACUAGUUUCCAGGGACUGAGGGUCAGUGUUGAUAGAGGAGAGAAAAUGACAACCAAAACCCAGAUGCAGUUCCCCCAAUCAGGGGACGAUAAUGCAAAUCAGUUAACAUUGAUUGGUGAUCAAGGAGAAGGACUAGUUGGAGGCCUAGAGUAUGGCACAGGUUCCCUUCCUCCUUUGGUCUCCCAGAGUGACACCAAUGAAAAAAUAGUGAUCUGGAGCUCUGAUCACCAAUGCAUGGAUCCUGACCUCAGUGAGUUUGAGCUGUUGGAGUGUCAGGAGAUACACACUUUCCUGGGGAAAAGGGAUCAAGAUGAAGAAAAUGAAGAUGAAGAUGAUGGAGGAAGCUUAAGGGAUGGAAAAGAUGAGGGUCCGAUGUCUAUAUCCUCCAGUUCAACUGCCAGUUCAGCUUCGACCGGGGUGAAGAGGAAUGACAACGAUAGCAACAAAGUGGAUAGCAGGAUUCAAAGGGGCAGGGAGAUGCAGAAAAGGGCUGCCUGUCACAGCACUGAAGAGCUAGAUACAUGUGUGUCAGUUUCAAUGGAGAAAGAGGACACCAGGUCAGGCAGAUCAGGACGCCAUGAGAGACGGAAAGGAGGUCUGAAAGAGUCCAAGUCUGAGACAAAUGUGUUUGUGUCCAGUUUGUCAGCUGUUUCCCUCAGUGGGAGUCUUUCUAGUGCUCUAGAUGGUGGUGGAGAAGCACAGUCUCUCAUCUCUCUGCCCAACUACAAGACCAACUCCUACUCCAAUGUCAACAACACUACCUCAGCCCAGACCCGAAGAGGGGCAACCCCACUAGAUUCCAGCAAGAACUCCCCACCUUUCCGUCCUCAGGAGAAACAUGACCGUCCUCAGUACUGCAGCCAGGAUCAGAGCCACGAGGGGAGGAGUUAUAGUAGAAAUGGAUUAUCCUCUGAUGGUGGAUUGGGGCAAAGGAGAAAGGCUGGAUUUGAGGAGAGGGUGCUGCCGCCCAGACGACAGCAGCUUGUUAGACCCCUUUGUCAGACAGAGAUGGGAAGAGCAAGGAGCUUACCAGAAUCCAACACUCCUCAGAGUGAAACAGGGCAGCCCUCCUCCCCUAACCCUUCUGCCGAUUCACACAGUAAUGGGUCCAAUCGAAAGUUUUCCAAAUCAUCUUUACGUGAACCUUCAGAUUUCUCACAUCUGUACAACUCAUCUGGAGUCUUUCAACAGCGACAACCUAGCCAAGCAACCCACAGGGAGGUGUCGCCUAUGGAAAAGCAGCUUCCUACCACUCAACGGCGUAAUUCCAGCCCCUCUAACCGUCCCACUGUAGAGAAGAGACCCCAGACUCAGUUAACAUAUAGGAGGAACUGCUCCAGUCCCAACAGGACAGGGGUCGAUUCCAGGGCAUCUACCCCUCCCCACUCCCCGCUCAGGACACCCCAAGGCUCACCACGCAGACAACCCUCCAUGUACCUCAUUUCCAGAAAUGCCUCUGGAGUAAUUCGACAUAUCCCGUCUGGAUGCAACCCUGCUGUAACAACAUCCACUCAGGGCUAUGGCAACAGUUGCUUGAGAGCACCAGUAAAAACUAAUAUAAGCACAACUGGAAUCCCCAAAGCGCCUCUUAACAACCAGCAAAGCUCCCCCAAUUCUAACCACAACCCCAACCCUAAAGAGAGCUCCCCAUCACCUAAACAUAUCCCGAAACCUAAAGGGGUACGCCCCAAAAUCAUAACCUAUGUCAGAAAAAAUCCUCAGUUUAAGCCCCAGGCUGUUGAUGGACCUUAUCAGGUAUCUUCUCUACCUUCCAGACUCUCAACUUAUACACACAACCAAACAGCCAGCUCAAGCAAAGACAUCCCUAAAGACAAACCUGAUGCAGAAACCAGAGGAGCUCCAGUACUCAGUGCCUCCAACCUGCUUUAUGACAAGUACCGUCAAGAGAUGCAGACAAAUAUCUUCCCAUCUGGAAUGCUGAACAGGAGUGUCAGGCCGCCUGGACACACAAACACUGUCCCCCCUGCACAUACACAUGGUGCGCCACAUGCACAUAACCACAGCCAUACAGCACCCCCCAAACUGGGCAGCAAAGCCGAAAACUUCUAUGGGCCGCCAUCAGAGGUGGGAAGACCUGCCAGUUUUAAAGGGAGUCCUGGGGAGGACCCGCUGCAGGCCCGAACAGCCGCCCAGGCCGGAGGCAGCGGCAGCCUGCUGCGAUCCAGCAGGGGUCUCCGUCUGGGCCUGGGAGCUGUGACCAGGACGACUCCAGGCUCAGCUAAGGGCAGAGGACCAGGUCAAGGCCAGAGAUCAGCACCAGUCUUCAGCCAACCUGUUCAGCCUGUCAGCCCAGCGACGAGCCAGAAAAUCCAAGAUAGUACAGAUGACCAAGUUUUCACUCAUCAUGCUCCUGCUCCAUCGACAGCCCAGGCUCAGGCCAUGGCCUCCAGGUCGCUGCUUCCUAAAGCCAGCCAGUCAGGCCUGCGCCCUCCGGGCUUCAGCUCCAACCGUCUCCCCGCAGGUCGUCUGGCAGCCUUUGGCUUUGUCAGGAGCUCCAGCGUCUCCUCUGUCUCCUCAGCCCAUUCCGCUGACAGCACACAGAGCGACCCCUGCAGGACAACCCACCGUCUCAGUGUGAGCGAGGAGCCUCCUCUUCACAGAGUGACCACAGGACCCCCAUCGACAGAUCACCAAAGAGGGGCACCGUGCCGUAGUAACAGCCUCCAGCCCCCUUCCACCCCUGCCCUGCCCCGACGCUACCUGCCCGCGCAGCCAAGAAGCUCCCCCGGAGUUGGAAGGAAGGAGUUUCAGCGAAGUUCCGAGGUCACACGCUCCCUCCCAUCUUCCCCAAAGAGGUUGGCAGUGGUUCCUCCCAAGCCUCAGUCUCCAGUCCAGUCCGGGCAGCGACUCGCAGCAGCAGUGCGGGCUACGGCCCCCCCAGGUUCCCCUCGCCGCGUGGCCCCCCUGAGGCCACAACAAGAACAGCAGGAGAACCUGCAGAGAGAAAAAGAGGAGGCUCAGCAGAAAGAGAGGGAAAGACAAGCAGAGGAGAGGCAAAAAGACGAGCAAUGGGAGGAGGUUCAGAGGCUGCAAGGGCGCUGUGAGCAGCAGGAGAGACAGUUAAGAGCUCUUAGAGAGGAACUGAGGAAGAUGUCCUUGGGUCUGGAAGCCUUUAUCAUUACCACUCAGCAUUACUGUCUCAAGAAUAAAUCGACUGAAGAGAAUGAAAAGAAGUUGUCUCUGGAAGUGCAGAAGAUAAGAGAUGAAAUUGCAUCCCACUCAUUGCGAUGGGAGAGACUCCAUCGGGAAAAGACAGCUCUGGAGGUGGCGUUCGAACGCGAGCUGCAGGAGCUGCAGCAGCAGCAGGAGGCAGAGCUGGCAGCUGUGGAGGAGGGGCUUAGAAAGUGUCACUCUGCAGAAACAGAGCACCUGAGGGCGGAGCAUCGGUCAGAGAUGGAGGAGCUGAGGACUCAGCAACAGGAGCAGAUGGAGGAAAUGACAGUCAGCCACCAGGCUGCCAUUCAGGAGCUGAGAGACAUGCAUAACAUUACCAUGGCAACACUUCAUGAGGAGCACGCCCGCACCAUGAGAGACUUAAGGAAAGCUCAUGAGCAGCAGAAGAUACUUCUAGAGGAGGAUUUUGAGAAACUCAGGCUUUCUCUACAAGAUCAAGUGGAUACUCUGACAUUUCAGAACCAGAGUCUGAGGGACAAAGCCAAACGCUUUGAGGAGGCUCUGAGGAGGAGCACAGAUGAACAAAUAGUGGAUGCUCUGGCUCCGUACCAGCACAUUGAACAGGAUCUGAAGAGUUUGAAGGAAGUUGUGGAAAUGAAAAACCAGCAGAUACACCAGCAGGAGAAGAAGAUUUCUGACUUAGAGAAAGUGGCCCAAAAGAACGUGUUCCUGGAGGAGAAGAUCCAGGUUCUGCAACAGCAGAAUGAGGACCUGAAGGCUCGCAUAGAUAAGAACCUUGCCGUGUCCAGGCAACUGUCAGAGGAAAAUGCCAACCUCCAGGAGUCUGUUGAGAAGGAGAGCACUGAGAAGAAGCGUUUGAGUCGUAACAACGAGGAGCUGCUUUGGCGUCUCCAAACCAGCCCCCUCAUGUCCCCCUCUUCCUCCCCUCUUCACCGCUCCUUCUCAUCCUCACCUGUCCCUUCUUCCCCAUUCUUUUCCUCCUCUCCUGUGGGGGGCUGUGAAUCCCCCUCCCACUGCCAGGGCUGUCUCCAGCACCAGGCCCAGUAUUUCUCCCCCUCCCACAGAGCUGUCACCAACCAAAAUAUCUCCCCUGGACCCGCCACGCCCACUCACAGAGCAGCAAGCAAUCAGAAUUACUCACCUGGCCCGGCCACGCCCACACACCGAUCUCCAGCCAAUCGCUGUAACGCAGCUGCUUGUCUCACCUCUCUGCAAAGAUAAGCUCAUCAUCCUUCUUCUUCUCUUUUCUUGCUAUGUUUUUUGGAUCAGUCUCUUUUAUUUCCAUCACUGUCGUCUCUCUACUUCCCAAACUGAAUGUGAAUGAUGCGACGGUACAUGUUGGAGACACGAGACAAAAUGGACAAACGACUGUCAAGAGGCAGAAAUGUGUUCUUUUUCCAGCCUUUGAUGCUGACGAUGGCCAUAAUGUAAAAUGAUGACACAGCUUAGAAAUGUGUGUACUCUGUCUUAAUACAGAAUGUUGAAAUUUAGAUUGUAUAUACUGUGCGAUAGCGAGACAGAUAAUGUAGUUAGACCUCCCCUGCAUGGAUUAAAAUGAUCCCCACAUACAUACAUAAACAAAUUAACAGAAAGUAGCACACUCCUCCCUGUUAUUGUUUUUUUUUUUCAUACACAUACAAAGCCGAGACUUUAAACAGUCAUGUCCUUGGUCAAAUUAUUCUCAAUUUAGUUCAAUCUUCCGUUUUGAAAAUCUGAUUUAUGACCUGGAAUCAGUUCAACUUAAAAUGUUUUUCUGGGUUUUUUUUGUUUUGUUUUUUUAAUCUGGAACAAAGCGCCUUAUAUUCAACCCUGCCGUCUCACCAGCAGAGAAAGACCAACAUUUUAUAGCAUCAAAGACUUUACAUGCAUAUUUGGUUUGUAAAUCAGAAUAAAUCCUUUUUCUCAGCCUCCUUUAACUUUUCCCAAGUAGUUUCAGUGCUGAUGGUUUAACCUUUUUUUUUUUUUGUAUUACGACCUAGAACUUUACCUACAAAAUACAGAGGACUUGACAUUUCUAGGUCUUUCAGAAACCUUUGCCAGGUCUUCCUAAAGCUUCUUGCCACAUGAGCUACUCUUCACUUUUGGGAUCCCUCAGGUCAACAUGCAAAAACUUUGUCUGCCAUUUUGUACUUACCUCAAUGGGAAUGUGCAGUCUGUUGUAUCUGUAGCUCAACAGCAACAACAACAACAACAAACAACACUAUCACACAGCUACCAGGGAGCUCAAAGCUAAGGGGAAAACCUAGCACAGGAAUUGCUGUUUCAAUGUUGUUGUGUUUUCUUUACAAUGUGAUGUUUAUUUGUUCCACGUAUUUUACAAAUUAAGCAAGUACGUACCGUGAGAGUCUUCCAGUCUUAAUGUGAAACUUAUUAUUGCUGUGAUGUGUCUAUUUAUUAAGCUAGAGGUUGGAAGGACAUGAAUGAUACUGGUAAUUUUUUUUAACGUAUGGGACACAAAUAGAUUGAGAUCCAUUCGCAAGAAGAAAAUGAUUCUGAUUUUUUUUUUUUUUUUUUUUUUUUUUUUUUUGACUUCUUGUCCUGAUACAUAGGUGACGUUCAGGGGAUUGAUGUAUGAUAGGAUACUGGUAUAUAAGCUAUGUAGGUAAAAAAAAAUUAAUGAAUAGUUAGUCUUCUUUUUACCUCUGUGAUGUAACUAGAUUAGUGUAGCCCUCUCCUAACCUAUGUUAACCUCAUCAU
This is a messenger RNA of Sphaeramia orbicularis (orbiculate cardinalfish), 6301 nucleotides long. It is a transcript of the gene mtus2a, whose product is annotated as microtubule associated tumor suppressor candidate 2a. Bases 437 to 4825 code for a protein of 1462 amino acids. NCBI's taxonomy places the organism in Eukaryota, Metazoa, Chordata, Actinopteri, Kurtiformes, Apogonidae. Gene Ontology annotation, molecular function: microtubule binding. The transcript is spliced from 16 exons. The record is from RefSeq and is a predicted model, not a curated record. Gene Ontology annotation, cellular component: cytoplasm; nucleus.